UUGUAGUUUCUACAAAACAUCACUGAUUCAAUCCUCGGCAUUUAUUAAUUCAAACAAUCAUUCGCUCACAUUCAUUCAUCAGUCAAAAUUUUACAAAUGUCGGAUUUGUACUUGUGUAUUGUUUCGUGCUUGUUUAUUUUUAAAGUAGUACCGUAACAAACUUAUUCCAGCUUUUUAUUUAUUUUUUCUUACAUAUUUGAAAAUUGUAACUUUUUAGAUUUUGAAUUGAAAUGGGCCUUGAACAUUGUCAGUGACGAAAUAAAGAUUUUCUAAAAUGCGAUUAUUUUUCGUAUUUGGCUUUGUGCCAUAGCUUUAAUUGCAGUUUUUACUGAAAUAGUCGUCAUGCAGUGGCGGGUGAUUGUUUUGUUGGUGUUUGUAUGCGUGUAUAAUGUAUUUGGGUAUUGUCCAUCACUCUGUUCGUGUAAGAGCAAUAAACCGAGCGAUACACCACUAAUGUUUGGCCCUGGAGGUUUCCCUGAGCCUUUACCAGGGGAGCUUUUAAGGCUAAAAUGUGGAGGUACGCCGACACAGAUUACCGAGCUUAAGGAAAUAGACUUGAGCAAACUAUGGACCAAUGUUGUGAAUCUGAAUUUGUCUGGUAAUGCCAUAUCAACACUAUCAAGAGAACUGCAUCUACCUAAUUUACAAAAGUUAGACCUAAGCAAGAACCAAAUAUCAUUAAUAGAAUCGGAUGCUUUUUAUAAUAUGACUGCACUACAGAGGCUAGAUUUAUCCAAUAAUCAAAUAAGUAAGAUCUACAAAGAGAUGUUCAAGGGCCUUAUCAAUUUGGAGAGACUGAUCUUAGCCCAAAAUCACAUAUCAGUGUUAGCUGUUGGUACUUUUGAAUAUCUAAUAGAAUUGAAACAAUUAGAUAUCUCAGAAAAUCCUCUGAUAUGCGACUGCAACAUGCUUUGGGUGGGAGACUGGGCAUCCAACACCAGUGUGAAGCUUGUUGGCAAUCCAAAAUGUGCCUUCCCUGAAAACAUGGCUUUGAAAAUUGUUAAAAAACUGAGGAUUUACUUAGACCUGUCUGAAUGUACUAAUGUGUUACCCUCAAGGACACUGAUAGUGAAACCCGCUUACGACCAAAUAGUCUUCGAAGGGGAUACUUUAACAUUGACCUGCAAUGCACCAUUUGCAUCAGCCUUGACCGAGUAUAAAUUGAAAUGGGUCCACCCAAUGCUAGAAGUCUGUGAUGUUAAUAUCACAAACACGAACAUGCUAGAAGAAGGUAUAGCUGAGACAUCAGUACACUUUCCUAAUAUAACAAACCAUCAUAUGGGAAACUGGACGUGCGUCUACAACGACGCGAACUUUAUAGGACAUAACCACACCAUUGAAGUGUUGGUAUUCUCAAAUAAGACCCGUUAUUGUAUGACCAAUCAUACGAUAAAUAAUAAAGGUUUAUAUUCGUGGCCUCAAUUGCUGUUGAAUCAUACUGCGGCAGUGCCCUGUAGGACUGGAGAAGGUUUGGCCUAUAGGCAUUGUCACGCGAAUGCCACUUGGGGUCCGGCAAACACAACGGAAUGUUCGUACAUUAGUAAUGUGACAAAAUUACUUCAGCAGUUUGCUCUAUUGAAUGUGAGUCUAGUGCAAUACUCGGCUCUGAAUGCAACGGAGAGAUUGGCGAUACUGAUUCAAGAGAAGACAUACCCGUUGGCGGAAAUAACGGACCCUGAUGAUGUAAUGUUCAUUGCAGAGGCCAUAAAAAAUUAUAUGCAGUAUAUAACAGAGGAACGCGAUUUAGGUGCGAAACUCUUGGACGUGAUAAGCGCGGCGAUGAACAUCAGCAUGCCGGUGCUGUCGCUGGCGGAGCUGCAGCACGGCGCCUGCAGCCGCCUGCUCCGCGCCGCCGAGGACAUCUCCGCAUACAUCAGCAACGUGCAGGGACAGAAGACGAACAUGGCCGUGGAGCGGUUCCCGGUGCGCGAAGGUUUCAGCGGCGUGACGUGCGUGUGGUACAGCCCCGCGCCGCCGGCCGCCGCCGCCGCCACCAGCCCGCGCCUGCAUUGCACCACCACCAACCGCACGGUGGCGCCAUUGCUCACCGUCACUGAUGCCUACAUACACGCCAGCGUACAGAUUCCACAGUCAUUCCUAUACAGCACGACAGAUUCAGGGACGUUACUGCAGAGCAAACCUCAGGACCUGGUGGUGGCCAUGUAUGAAGAUGCAUCGCUGUUCCCUCUGCUGCCUGAGCAGAGUGAGGGUGGACCGUACUUGAGCUACAGGGCGAAGGAUUACUACGGUAGAAGCACUAAGAGGGAAGACAUGAACAUGGAGAUCACUUCGCCAGUCGUUGGUUUUCAGUUAGAGGGCGCGCGCGUGAGCGGGCCGCUGCUGGAGCCGGUGAUCGCGGCCGUGCGCGCGCGCAGCCCGCCCGCCGCCGCGCGCGCCGCCGUCUGGGCGCCGCCCGCGCGCCGCUGGGCCGACGCCGCCUCGGACUGCAAGAUAACUCACGUUAUAUCCGAAAUGAUAAUCAUAAGCUGCACCAAACUGGCUUAUGUGGGAUUGCUGCAGAACGUCGAGACCGGCAUUUACGGAGCCAGAACCGACGGGGCUAGAUUCAAGGUAUCCCAUCCAGCAGUGUACGUCGGCAGUCUCAUAUUAAUAGGAUGUGUUAGCUGCGCCACGCUCACGUACAUCAUGUGUUACCCAGCUAUACAAAUGGCCAAGAAGACCAAACACGCACUCAUCAAUACUUGGAUAGCUAUCGGUCUACUUUGUUUCUUGUACACAUUAGGCAUAUAUCAAACCGAAGAUGUCAAGUUAUGCCAAAUAUUGGGGCUGCUGAUACACUAUUUGUCUCUCUCUUGCUUGCUAUGGAUGUGCGUAUCCGCUAGUAACAUGUACAAGUGGGUGACAAAGACACACAAUCCUGUGAGGACACCAGAAGACGACAUUCCACCUGAUGUGCCAGUACAGAAACCGAUUUUAGGCUUGUACUUAGUCGGGUGGGGUAUAGCUUUGAUUGUAUGCGGAAUAUCAGGUGCGGUGAAUCUAAAAGACUACGCAGGUUAUUCGCAAUGUUUCUUGAGUACGGCGCCGGCGUUGAGUGCUUUGUUUGUACCUGGUGGUAUAUUAUUAAUGUUCUUACUUAUUCUAUUCUUGUUGAUACGGUGUACGAUCAGAAACAUGAAUGUACAGUUGUCAGAGGGCACACAAGCGACCGAGAAUGUGGAUUUAGAGAUGUGGGAACCUAAUCAGGCCACUGAGCGGACAGAGAGAAGGAGCAUCAAGUCGGCAGUAGAUUCAGAAGUUGAUGAUAUUGAGCAUACUCCGAUAAUCCAGUUAAGAGCACAAGUUAUAGUCUUGUGUCUGUACAUGUCUGUGUGGGCUUGUGGGGCUAUAACGGUAUACAGGCCCUUACCAGCCUACUUGCCGUACCAAGAGGAUAUAUGUAGUAUAAUUUACGCUGUCUGCGCUACUGUGUUAGGUACUUUCAUACUCUUCUUCUAUGGAAUUGCUAGAAGCGACGUUAGAGCACAGUGGUCGAUGAUGCAUUGCUAUCUGCAGAAGAGUAAACAGUGUUGCAGAAAUAGAAGCGUUUUUGACACUAAUCAGCAGAAUUUGCCGGGUGUUCCAACUACUACCACCCCAGUGACUCUUCCGAUACCCAAUGAUAACAGAUCCAGAUCGGGCAGUAGAAGUUCUAAUAGAACGAAUUCGAAGACUAACAACAGCGGGACGUAUAAAGCUGGAGCUGAGUUAAAUGGGCAGACGCUCCAAAAAGAUCACCUCAAAAAUAUUAAUGGAAAAACCCCAAAUAUAAAUUUAGUUGUAUUACAUAGGCAACAGUACAGAUCUAAUAACUCUAUGAUGACUUACCCUGAAAAUUCUAGUGUUGGCCCAGAAAUAUUUUAUAAUCCUAACCAAAUGAAUGUGGCUAAGAAAUUCUUUAAAAAGCAGAGGCAAAAUAUGAAGAGAAAUUGUUUGGAACUUCCUGUUAGGAGGGAUUGUGACAAUGAUUCGCAUAUUUCCCUUCCGUUACCGACUAGGGAAGCUUACAGUGGUGUAGCGAAUAUUAUAAACUCUGGUUCAAAAGUGAAUAACACCAAUAUACAUGUAGAACGAUCAAAUAACGGGAUCAAGGAGAAACGUAAUGUUAUUAAUCCGAAUUUACUAGAGGAGGAACCGAAAGAUAACUACAAAAAUUACUCUAUCGAUAGGAAGUCGUGGAAUAAAAACGAAGAAAGCAAAGCUAGAGCUCAAAUUAUGAAUAUCUAUACAAAUGUUCCGGAAACUCAAGUGCCACAGCAUCAGAUUGUUAAGGCUAAUGCGCCAAAACCCUUUUCCGGCCAGAGGACUAGUGUCUCUGAAGAGUGUCUACAGAGUCAUGCAAGUGAACAACCAGAAAUGAGAACGAUCUCUCAGCAAUGCAGUUUGGAAUAUAGUUCAGCGUCAGAGAUAGCAAUGCCGCACACAUGCUCAGAUCAAACGCUGAAUACUCACUCAGAAUUGACUUCCUUCCAAGAGACUCACAGUGCCUUAUGUUCGACAAACGAAAUCACAGAUACAGAAAGUUUUGGGCAGUAUAUAGACUAUAUUCAGCCCAAACAAGAUGCCAAAGAUGCUGUUGAUAAAUCUUUACAAGAUAUAUCUGAAGAAUGCACUAUGAACAGCGACGAAAUUAACCGAUCGAACACUCCGCAACGCUUGGAUGAAACUGGUUUGGGCGAAAUGGACAAUUUACUGCAGAAUCCAGACAAUGAUUUCACCGAUUCUAAGGAAAAGUUGGACGAAGACAAAGAUGGCUUUUUCAUAGCUAAAACUACGUAUGAUUUCGAGACGUGCAGCACGAACGCCAGCGAGCAGGGCUUCGAGAACGAAAGCGACAUCUAUUGUCCUAAUUAUCAAAUGUCGGAAGUGAGUAUACGCAGUCACGGGUUGUACGCGCCUUCCCCGUCGUCGAUGUGUCCAAACGAGAUAAGUUUCAGUAACGAAGACGUUUCGAAUAUCGAGAGUCAGUACGUGAACUACGAUCCAGGUUGGCGGAAGACGAUAAAAAGCAACCCGAAGCUAGGUAAAUACGUUCCGACGCCGGCGCUCAGUUGUCCGGAAGUGAACCGCGACAGUAGCCCAGUGUCGUUUGCCAGUGAGUUGGACGAGUUGUACACGCAGAUAACCAGUAGGGACAAAGAGAGGACGCCGCGGAAGGAGAUGGGAUUGGAUGUGACUAUGAACAGUGACGUCACGCUGAAGCCCACCGAUAGUGACAGUUGUGUGAGUGAGGCCAUAUCUGACGUUGAUAUUAAUGGCGAAACAACUGUGUAAAUUAUGUUGAAAUGCGACUGCUAUGUACAGUCAGCAGCAAAAGUAUGACACAGUUUUCAGUGACAAACAAAAAAAAUCAGUCGGAAUAUAAAAAUGAAAUAUGAAUAUCACUGUACAUGACAAUGAUAUGCGAACAACGUGAUACAUUUUGCAUUAAAUGUCCAGUAAAUUUAAUUAGAAGAUCUUGUAAUGUCUCUGUGACAAUGUACUUCGUUGUUCUCAAAUGACUGGUUAAUAUUGUCAGAUAAAAGUUAAAGUGAAUGAUUGAUUUUUGAAGAUUCUUGAAGUCUUUUUUACUAUUUGAUACAAAUUAUUUUUUAUAUUACUGAAAAAUAAUUUGAUUUAAUGAAGUUAAACGUUUAUUUCAUUAUCGUAAUAUUUAUGUUACUUUUAUUGAAAUACCAAAAGUUUAUUAAUUUUUUCAAAAAUAAUAAUUAUUAGUGUGUCUUCCAAGUUUACGACUGGCCAAAUUACCGACCUCCUAAUGGCGACAGUGAUGUCUGAGAACACAUCAAAUAAUUUUCUUGUAUGUUCAGAUGUAUGAAAAUUAUGUAGUCAGUUUUGUCACAAAAAUGCAAUUUGUUGUGUCAUACUUUCGAUGCUGACCAUACAUGAAUAGUUAUUGUACUAUACUGUUACUAAGUUAUCCACUAUAUCUAUGGAGGUAUGCAUUUAUAUACUGUAGAUAAAAUGUUUUAUAAUGAUCCAAAUUAUUAUUAUUAUUUGUAGUUCAAUUAAAUAUUUUUUAGGGUACUGCAAUACGAAAGUCGAGCGAGUUAUUUUAUUGAAUAAUUCGAGAUAAGACUCGACAAGCCAUAAUUAGAGUACAGUUUUCCACGUCGGUGACUUUGCCCUUUUUUCCGAUAUCAUGAACGUGCACGGUACGACGAUAUCUUUGACGGAAAAUUAAAAGUGUCUUCAAACAAUUGUAUAUAAGUUCUUAUUACCUACGUCACGUUAAAAUCGUGUCGUGCCGUGUUACGGUAAAUUGUAAAUCGCUCAAACAAUAUUGGUCAACAAAAUGUUGUUUAUAGAUACUUUGUAGACAUUGCCAAUUCGUGUGAGGUCGUUCCUAAUUGAUAGAACAAUUAGGAUCGAAAAUAUUAGUGCCAUUACACAAUCUUUGUAUAUUUUUUAGCUUAGAUCAUAUACUUCAAGAUAUACGUCAUGUGUCAAAUAACUGUCAAAGUGACAUUUGGUAGACAUUUUUUAUUAUUAUUUUUUUAUUAAACACGCCAUUUUCUAGUGUUGCAAGUCAAUUCAAUUAAAAAUUCGUGUGGUCAUUUUUUUCUUACAUGUAUAACAAAUGUAUUUAUGUACAUAUUUUAUUCAUGUAUUAAUAAAAAUGGCGGUCAUUUUGUAUGAUGCUGCUAAUGAAUAAAUAAUUAUUUCAAGUCGAUUCUCAGCAUAAAUUUAACUCUUAAUCAUAGUCAUGAGAAUUUUGUAUUACGUUUUAUUUUUCAAUUUAAAUUUACAAUUACGUAUCUCCCACAUACUGAGUAAUGACUGUAUAUUAUGGUAUCCCUAUUUACGCACACAUAGAUAAAAAAUUGUAUUGUUAAUACAAUGCGUUUGUAUUGACACUAUCUUGAAGUAUAUGACCAAAGAAUUUUAGUUAUAAGCUGUACAAUAAUUUGUCUGUAAAGUUAUUUAUUUGUAAGUUGAUAUUGGUCUGAUAAACUGUGGCUUUGUAUUUGUGCAUGUACGAUGGACGUGUAUGAGGUUGUACUAAUAAUAAUAUCGUGCCAAAAUUGUCUAUGGAAUGUUCUAGAUUGUUAUAUGCAAUUGGUAACCCUUGUCACUCUCAUUAGGAUACUAAACACUGACUGAAUUAAUAUUACCCGCCUGCGUCUAGUCUUACUUGCAGAAUGUUGAUUUGAUCUAAUAAUUUUAUAUUAAAUGGAUUUGUUAUUGUUGAACGCUAAGGGACCACUCACACUUAUUCAGCUUCAUUCGCGUUUCGCUGAACGAUUCUGGUCACACUUAUACAGCUCUGCUUCUAUCAGCCGCGUACGGCGUCGUAAGAAUGAGAAAAGCCGUCGUAGCGUGCUAUCUCCGCUCAAACGCUUGUCUACUGCUUACGGCGUAGAGUAUGCUGCAUUUCGUAAAAAUAAAAUAAUUAUAAUUACUAUAAAAUACGUGUGCACUCUUUAAUGCUUGCGUACAUAAUGAUUACGCAAUAAUGAAUCAAAUCAAUGCAGAAACAAUACAGGUCGCAACUUGACAAGGAGUCGCGAAACAUCCCUGUGAAGAGCUGUUUCGCCGCGUUUGACGGUGAACGCGGCGGAACAGCGCUGAACGCUCUCUAUAGCAUUCGCAUGAUCAAUACACAUUUAUCCUCAUUUUAUACUGAGUUACCGCGAAAGCAGAAUAGACGCGGAGAGCUGAACGGAUGCGUACACGUCUCAAUAGAAAAUCGUUGUUUUCUAUGGACAAAAGCUGAGUAGAGCUGAAUAAGUGUGAGUAGUCCCUAAAUCGUUGAAAUACCAGAGGGAGACUUUGUACAAAAGUCGUUUGCUUGGGUACCUCUGUCCUAUUGGCAACGCAUGGGGGUAUAAUUUUUUUUUUAAUUAUAUUUCUUACAUAAUCAUUCAAUCAUAUUUCGUUUACUAUCAGAUGGGCUGUAAGCUUGUUUGCCACCUUCAUGGUAUAAUAAAAUAAUGGAUCAAAAUACAAGUGUAUCAUAUCCAUAUAUUUGUGCAGGAAAAUAUGUAAUAUUUAAAUCUUCUAGGAAUUUUUAAAAAUAUUUGAUUUUAAGAGAGAAAAUUAUACAUCUUUUGUUUUACUAUCGGGAUGCGUUAAUUAUGCAAAUACGUUGUAAUGAGUUAAUUCAUUAAUUAAUUAAGUCUUGAAGUUAAUAAAAGCAAAUAUAAAUUAUUUACUCGAUCAGAUCAACAUUGUGUAAUGUGUUUCCACUAUGGGGUCGAUUUUUAUUGUGACAUUCUCUGUCUCUGAAAUGGAAUUCCUUACAAACAUUUGUAUGAUGCCCGUGAGGAUUGCGCAGUGGUAGAAAUACGAAAUAUAUUUUUGUGAUAUAACUACAAAUUUAAGGUUUUCAGUUUUUCCCCUUUAUUUGUAUUGUACGAUAUUGUUUCUUGUCAAAUUUCGUGAUUAUAAGUUAACUUGAAGUAUCUUAUAGGUUCUGAUUCUCUAAAUUCUAGUAAAUUCUAAUUUACCAGAAUUUAGAGAAUUUCGAGAAUAAAGUUUCAUCCCAAUCAUCUGGACGAGUGGCAGUCUUCCACCGUGCGUUUUUCAAGGCACUUUCUUCUACGCACAACCAUUCUUUGGAAUCAACUUCCAGCAGCAGUAUUUCUGAACCGAUACGACAACAUAACCCUCAAGACAAGAGUAUAUUCCUUUUUAAAAGGCCGGCAGCACACCUGCAAUGCCGUUGAUGUUGUAGGUGAUCAUGAGCGGUGGUAGUCACAUGCUCAUUUGCCCCCCUGUGUUGUAAAAAAAAAAUUCUAGUAAAUGUCACCCCACCCUGCGUGUCCUACCACUUGUACAACGCAUUGUGCUCAGAGAAAUUGUUCAAUAUGAUUCCCACGGCCACUUUUUUCCAUCGUACAGCUCGCCAUUGACAAUGGAGUUCACUCCCAUAUCUUAAAGCCUGGAUGGCAGCGUACAGCGCGGUUUCGAGGCGUUUCUUCCCACAAACGUUCAGGUUAUGGAAUGAGCUCCCUGUCGAGGUUUUUCCAGCAGAUUACAGCAUGGGGUUUUUUUUUAAAAAAGGGGUAAAUAGGUUUCUUUAGGUUUGGCAAAGCACAAAAACGCAACAAAAGAAGGAUAAAUAUCAGAGGCAGACUUUGUACAAAAGUUGUUUGCUUGGGCACCUUACUCCCAUUUGUGUUUCUACCGUGAAGCAGUUGUGUUUUCAUGGCUGUGUUUCGGUUUGAAGGGUGGGAUAUGGUAGUGAAUUUACAUGGUACAAAAGAAUAACACCCGAGUCCACAGGAAUGACAUCGCAUGGGGGGUAUUAUGGGCGACACAGUAUACUCUGUUAUGCUCAUGGUACUGGGCCUAUAGACAUGGUAGUCAUGUCUAUGGUCGACGGUGACCACUUUUCAUCAGGUGGGCUGUCAGUUUGUUUGCCAUUCGUAGUUACAUAAAAAAAAUCCAGAGAAUGCUACCUCAGAAUCGACCCCGGCAUCUUAUUUAGACUUGUAGUGAAUGUAAAUUAAAUGAUUUAUAUAACAAUGUGUGCCUAUCAAUGUCGUGUCUUGGCCUAAAUUGUUUCUGCAGUUGUAAUUUGGGUACAGAAUGGUAUAUACACAGAAUUAUUGUUGACUAGGCUUUUUACCCGCUAUUUCGUACGCUUUUAUUUCAGAAGUAGGAAAAUCAAAGAAAUAGACUAUUUCUAGUUAUAGACGUAUAAAGGUAAAACAUAUAUAAGAUUUAGGAAUACAAUUGUGAAUAUCGCAUCCAAAUUGGUACAGUAAUUUUUGCGUGAUGUCGAAACAAACAUAUUAACAGACAAAAUUUCUAGAAUUUUUUUUUUUUUUGGUGUCUAUUGGUCUUAUUAAGACUGCUCGUAUUUUUUCUUAAAUAUCUCUAAGGUAAAGACAACGUGUAGUUACAAUUUUAUUAUAUUAGUAAGUUAGUCUAUGCCUGAAACAAUUUCUUAUUUAUGGUCAUCUUUUUGGAGGGGAAAAUAAAUAGUGUUAUUUAUAAAAAAAAAACAAACUUAUUUUAGUUAUGAUUUGUCACUUAUUUUUAAACUGAGAAUUGAACCCAUAAAAAAAGUUAAAUAAUUCAAUAUUUAAAAUGGUUCUAUUAGGCAUUUAACGGUUUUGUAAAUAUCUACCAAUGAUGGAAGAUAGUAACCGUAAACCAUAGACACGGUUAAAGUAUCCCGUAUCGCCUAUAAUGAUGUUUCACAAUUUAUCAAUUUUAAUUCACCAGAGGGAGACUUUGUACAAAAGUCGAUUGCUUGGGUGCCUCUGUCCCAUUCGUGUUUUAACCGUGAAGCAGUUGUGAUUGCAUGGCUGUGUUUCGGUUUGAAGGGUGGGUUAUGGCGUGAAUUUACUGGGUACAGAGGAAUAACACCUGAGUCCUCAGGAAUGGCAACGCAUGGAGGGUAUCAUGGGCGAAACAGUAUACUCUGUUAUGUCCAUGGUACUGCUCAUGUCUACAGACGACGAUUACCACUUUCCAUCAGGUGGGCCGUCAGCUUGUUUGCCAUUCUAAGUUGAGUAAAAAUAUAUAUAUAUAUAUAUAUAUAUAUAUAUAUACUUUAACGUACCUUAUGAUUUAUGACUUUUAUAUUAGAAGUUACACUUAAAACCGCAAUUCAGAAUUAAUAAUACAAGAUCCUUUUAAAAUUGUAUAUAUCUUGAUUACAUAAAUAUAAGCAAAUUAUAUAAAAAAUACUUCUGUAUAUAUUCCAUUUUAAAUCGUAAAUAGAGAACUGGGUAAUUGACAGAAUUUUUGAAUUGAAUUCGUAUGAUGUUUUGAAUGUAUUUAUAACCUAUAAAAGAUGUAUAACAGGCGAGCUUAACUCUUAAGUUUUCAUUUAGUAAACUCAGUAUUAUUACUUAUUAUUGUAAUAAACAGUAAAAUGCUAUGAUUAGUUUAAAAAAAAA
This is a messenger RNA of Galleria mellonella (greater wax moth), 10856 nucleotides long. RefSeq names its product adhesion G protein-coupled receptor A3 (gene Remo). NCBI's taxonomy places the organism in Eukaryota, Metazoa, Arthropoda, Insecta, Lepidoptera, Pyralidae. The transcript is spliced from 9 exons. Gene Ontology annotation, molecular function: protein binding; G protein-coupled receptor activity. The coding region runs from base 343 to 5274 and encodes 1643 amino acids. Gene Ontology annotation, biological process: cell surface receptor signaling pathway; G protein-coupled receptor signaling pathway. The record is from RefSeq and is a predicted model, not a curated record. Gene Ontology annotation, cellular component: plasma membrane.